Molecule: messenger RNA, 1230 nt
Organism: Lodderomyces beijingensis
Lineage: Eukaryota; Fungi; Ascomycota; Pichiomycetes; Serinales; Debaryomycetaceae
Source: the annotation of a GenBank genome assembly
AUGAGUCGUCUAAUCAACACGAGCAGGGCCGUUGCUGCUGGUUUAACUGCCAGGUGCCACAACAUUGCUUCUACAGCCAGACCGAUCAGAGCGUUGGCCACUUCUUCCGGUGACGAUUUGGUGGAGAUUGAGUUGCCCCCUACCUCGUUCGAAGGCUACAAUUUGGAAGUUCCCGAGCUUUCGUUUGAAACGGAAAAGGAAACCUUGUUGAACAUGUACAAGGACAUGAUUGUUAUCAGAAGAAUGGAAAUGGCUGCAGACGCAUUGUACAAGGCGAAAAAGAUUCGGGGCUUUUGCCACUUGUCCGUUGGGCAAGAAGCCGUUGCUGUUGGUGUUGAGAAUGCCAUUGACAAGAAGGACACCGUGAUCACUUCAUACAGAUGCCACGGUUUCGCCCAUGUAAGAGGCGCGUCAGUGAAGUCGAUUUUGGCCGAGUUGAUGGGCAGAAGAUCGGGCGCCUCGUACGGUAAAGGUGGCUCUAUGCAUAUUUUCGCACCUGGCUUUUACGGCGGUAACGGUAUCGUUGGCGCUCAAGUGCCCAUGGGCGCUGGCUUAGCUUUUGCUCACAAAUACCGAGGAGACAAAAACGUCACGUUCGCCUUGUACGGAGAUGGCGCUAGUAACCAAGGCCAGGUUUUCGAAGCGUACAACAUGGCCAAGUUGUGGAACUUGCCCUGUGUUUUCGUUUGUGAGAACAACAAGUACGGUAUGGGAACUGCUGCUGCGAGAUCCUCGGCCAUGACCGAGUACUACAAGAGAGGCCAAUACAUCCCCGGCUUAAAGAUCAACGGUAUGGAUGUCUUGGCAUGUUACCAAGGCUCCAAAUUUGCCAAAGACUGGGCUGCGCAAGGCAACGGACCCCUUGUUUUGGAGUUUGAAACCUAUAGAUACGGCGGCCACUCCAUGUCUGACCCUGGUACCACCUACAGAACCAGAGAAGAAGUCCAGCACAUGAGAUCGAGAAGCGACCCAAUUGCCGGAUUGAAAGCGGUUCUUUUGGAGAAAAACGUAGCCACCGAGGACGAAAUCAAAGCAUGGGACAAAAAGGCUAGAAAAUACGUGGACGAGCAAGUUGCCGAGGCUGAAGCCGAUGCUCCACCUGAAGCCAAGAUGGACAUCUUGUUUGAAGAUGUAUAUGUGCCUGGCUCUGAGAUCCCCGUUUUAAGAGGAAGAAUCUCGGACGAUUCUUGGGAUUUUGCCAAGAAGGACUUUUUGAACAAGGUCUACUAA